UAAAUAUAAAUAAAGACAAAAACAAACAGUGCGAAAAAACAGAAUAAAUGUGAAAAGAAUGAAAUUCCGAUUUCAAAACGAAUUGCCCCAAGUUAAAAACUGAAAAAACGCUAAGAAAACAAACAAACAGAAACAAUAUUGAGAUUCACAGAAUAAUUGCAAUGAUUUCUGAAUAAACUGAUAAAAAACUUUUAUUUCACAAAAGAAAAGGUUUCACUUACCCUUCUUCUUCUUUGGUCAGCAUUAUUUCUUCAAUCGUUUCUUGGGUGUGAUAUUAUCUACAUGAUUAUGGAAAAUUGAAAAAAAUGAUCUGGACAAAAACAUCAUUAUCGAUGAUGAUAAUAUCAUCAUCAACAUUAAUCAUACAAUUAUUAUUUAUAAUUAACAUACCAUUAUCGGUGGUCGAAGGAAAAUGUCCAUCAAAAGCAAACUCAUUCUGUUUACAGGUGGAUGGUUUUGAUUCAAUAUUAUUGGAUGGAUCACAUUUCACCAAUAUAUCGAAAGUAUUCAGGCAGAUUGCCUUCUUAUUCGAUGAUGAUCAUGAAUCGAAAGAAUUGGAUCAAUUUAUAUUGAUCAAUAAUUUUAAGCUUGAAAAACUUGAUCGAAAUGUAUUCUGUGAUUUUCGUUUUCGUCAUAUUGUGAUUCGUAAUUGUACACGUUUGAAUUCAAUUGAUCGUGAUGCAUUCAAUGGUACGGCACGUUUUGUUAAAUCAAUUAAAAUCGAUUCAAUCGGUCUAACCGAAACGACUGCUGAAGAUUUCUUUGAAGCAUUGAAUUCAUUGGAUAAUCUGGAAGAUUUGGAAUUAAAAAAUCAUCGUGUAUUGAAUAUAACGGAAUAUACGUUUCGUCAGAAACGUUUGAAAUCAUUACAUUUAGAUGGUCCAUUAGAAAUAAUCAAUAAUAAUGCAUUCUUCUAUACGGAUAAUUUAUCCAUUCUAAAGCUAACGAAAUCGAUACGCCGUAUUAAACAACAUGCAUUCCAUUUUCGUUUGGCCAGCAAUAAAACAUUGGAUCUUUAUUUGGAUGCCAAAAUUGGUUCAAUGGAACGUCGUGUAUUCUUGUCGACACAGCGACCAUUAACCAUAAAUUUAUUCCUAAAUAAAAUGUCAAAUUUUGAAGCUGCCAUUUUUCGACCGGUACUGAUGGAACCAAUAAAACAUGAGCUCAUAUUACAUGGCAAUCCAAAAGAGAUGCGUAACCCUUGCCAAUUAUUAUGGCUGUUUCGUAAUAAACAUCGUUUUAAAGGUGUUUUUCAAUUCAAAGAUGAACCAAUGAUUGAUGAAUCAUAUUUUGAUCAAUGGCGUUGUUCAAAUCAAAUGAUACAUGGUUAUCCAUCAUCCGGUGGUGGUACAAUCGUAAUGGAUAAUGGCCACACAACAAAUAAACAUGAUAACAAUGAAAUACAUGAAGAAAUGAAUAAUAUUGAUCGUGCCGGUAUUGAUCAAUCACAUAAUCGGGCCAUUUCAUUAUCUACCAUUAAUCGGUCAAUUAUUUUUGCAGAAAUAAUCGUUAUCGUUAUGACUGGCAUUCGAUUAUUAUUAUAACCAUGAUGAUUUUUCUUUGAUUGACUGAGAAAUUGUCAACAAAAUAAAAAAAUUAAAAAUUAUCUCAAUAUACAAUACCAAUAUGUCAUCACAUAGUGACAACUUACGACAUUUAUUCUGUCAAUCAUCAUCAUUGUAAUUAUCUAAAAAAACAAUGUUGAGAGAAAAAAGUUCAUCAUAUAUAAUAAAUACCUCGUUAUUAUCCAUUCGAAUAAUUAUCAUCAAAAACCUAUCAUCAUCAUAGUCAUGAUUACAAGUUGUCAUCGUCAUAUUCAAUAUCAAUCAUCAAAGAAUCAAUGAGACGACAUCGUUUGGCCAAAUAAAGAAGAUAUAUAUUUUUUGUUGUUGUGUUUCAACUUAUUUUACGGCUAAAAUGUUGACAGAGAAAAAAAAUAUGUUGUGACAAGAAAAAAAACUAAAAGCAAACACGAAAAAGAUACACACCCAAAAGCAUAACUAUGUUGACCAAAGUUAUUAUAUUGAUACACAAAUCAUGCUGUCGUUUUUUUUGUUUGUUAUGUUGUUGUAAAGAGAAUUAGAUUAAAUCAGUGUUUCGAUGAUUGAUUGACAUUCUUUUGUUAUUACCAUCAUGAAUCGGAUUGAUUGAUUUUCGUAAAAAUUGAAAAAUUUAAAAUUUCAGUUUUCGAACAAUUUCGUGUACAACGAUAAUAACAGUAACAACAACAACAACAAUGCCAUCUAUCUGUCAAUCGACAUUUUAAU
This is a messenger RNA of Dermatophagoides farinae (American house dust mite), 2267 nucleotides long. RefSeq lists its product as uncharacterized. The record is from RefSeq and is a predicted model, not a curated record. Lineage: Eukaryota; Metazoa; Arthropoda; Arachnida; Sarcoptiformes; Pyroglyphidae.